Benincasa hispida (wax gourd) is the source of this 1817-nucleotide messenger RNA. RefSeq names its product E1 C-terminal related 1 (gene ECR1). Gene Ontology annotation, biological process: protein neddylation. The record is from RefSeq and is a predicted model, not a curated record. Gene Ontology annotation, molecular function: NEDD8 activating enzyme activity. Lineage: Eukaryota; Viridiplantae; Streptophyta; Magnoliopsida; Cucurbitales; Cucurbitaceae. Gene Ontology annotation, cellular component: cytoplasm; nucleus.
CGGGAUUGGACUUUAACAUCUCUUCCACAAUCCAACCCGUAUUGGCGAAAUGCCACUGAGGUUGAGGGCGCUGCGACUCAAUCCUGCGUGAGAACCAAGCUACUUCCGCUUCCACCCAAAAUACCAUCUUUCCUCGCUGCCCAUUUCCACUGCCACCGGAAACCCCUUUUUACCUCUCUCUGCCCUUCUCUUUUACACUCCAAGAAUUUCCACCGGCAGUCCAGAGUCGGCGCUGUAAAGCUGUCAAAUGGCGGGCUCUAUCGUCCAAUCUAGUCGAUCAAGGGACCUCGAUAAGCUCCUUCUUAGGCCCGGUAACCUCAUCGGCGCCAAUUUCGAGCCCGGUUCCCAAUUGAGGGAUGACCUUCAACAGUAUGUGAAAGUGUUGGUCAUAGGUGCUGGGGGGUUGGGCUGCGAGCUCCUAAAGGACUUGGCUUUGUCGGGUUUCCGGAACCUGGAAGUCAUUGACAUGGAUCGCAUCGAAGUUACUAAUCUCAAUCGUCAGUUUCUCUUCAGGCUUGAAGAUGUUGGUAAGCCAAAAGCUGAGGUGGCUGCAAAACGUGUUAUGGAGAGAGUUAGUGGUGUCAAUAUUGUGCCACAUUUUUGCCGGAUUGAGGACAAAGAAAUUGAAUUUUACAAUGAUUUUCACAUAAUUGCACUUGGUCUUGAUUCCAUUGAAGCUCGAAGUUACAUCAAUUCUGUUGCUUGUAGCUUCCUUGAGUAUGAUUCUGAUGAUAAUCCAUUAGAAGAAACAAUUAAACCAAUGGUAGAUGGUGGAACUGAAGGCUUCAAAGGGCAUGCUAGGGUAAUUUUACCAGGGGUCACACCAUGCUUCGAGUGUACCAUCUGGCUUUUUCCACCUCAAGUAAAGUUUCCAUUAUGUACUCUAGCAGAAACUCCUAGAACUGCUGCUCAUUGUAUCGAGUACGCCCAUCUAAUUAAAUGGGAUGAGGUUCAUAGUGGAAAAGCUUUUGAUCCAGAUGAUUCUGAACAUAUGAAAUGGGUUUACAGUGAGGCUGUUAAGAGAGCCGAGCUUUUUGGCAUUCCGGGAGUUACAUAUUCACUAACUCAGGGCGUUGUGAAGAAUAUCAUACCUGCUAUUGCUUCCACCAAUGCAAUUAUAUCAGCUGCAUGUGCACUGGAAACGUUGAAGAUUGUAUCAGGAUGCAGCAAAACUUUAUCCAACUACUUAACAUAUAAUGGUGCUGAAGGUCUCCACACUAAAGUGACCGAGUUUGUGAAAGAUAAGGACUGUCUUGUUUGUGGUCCAGGUGUUCUUAUUGAGCUGGAUUCUUCCAUUACUUUACAGAAGUUCAUUGACCUGCUAGAAGAUCAUCCCAAGCUCUUGUUGUCAAAGGCAAGUGUCACGCAUCGAGGAAAGAAUCUAUACAUGCAGGCACCUCCUGUACUUGAAGAGAUGACCAGAUCAAAUCUGGGCGUUCCACUUUUUGACUUGAUGGGUAAAGUUUUGAAAGACGCAGUCCAUGUGACUGGGGUAGCUUCUAAGAAUGAUAAGAAAACUUCCUGUCUUCGAAAAUUACGUGUGGCUUUUAAGGGGGUUGACGGUGUUACGGAUAUGGACACUGCAAGUGGGGCGUAAUUUUACGUUGCAUUUUUAUCUUCAAAUUUGAGUCAGAUGGCUAUCCCCCCCCCUAGGACACGGAAAUUAAUGGAAAAAGGUUGACGUGGGGUCUGAUCUAUUCCCAUUUUGUAUAAUUUUUCUCUUGUUCAAAGAUUCCUGAAAAGAACAAUAGAGCUGUGAAUUUGUUGCCAGAGAAGACUGAUGUAUUGCACAAUGAUUUACUUCUUUCAUCCCUCUA